Molecule: messenger RNA, 1107 nt
Organism: Eubalaena glacialis (North Atlantic right whale)
Lineage: Eukaryota; Metazoa; Chordata; Mammalia; Artiodactyla; Balaenidae
Gene: RRM2B
Product: ribonucleotide reductase regulatory TP53 inducible subunit M2B
Exons: 9
Coding region: 52-1107 (351 amino acids)
Biological process (GO): deoxyribonucleotide biosynthetic process
Cellular component (GO): cytosol
Molecular function (GO): ribonucleoside-diphosphate reductase activity, thioredoxin disulfide as acceptor
Source: RefSeq, a predicted model, not a curated record
CUUGAGGCACUUGGUUCCCUCUGCUCUCGUAGCUCUGGCGGAGUCUGCGCGAUGGGAGACCCGGAAAGGCCGGAAGCGGCCAGGCCCGAGCAGGAGGAGAGGUUAUCUUCAGAUACCAACGAAAAUGAAGCAAAGUCAAAUGAAGAGCCACUCCUAAGAAGGAGUUCUCGCCGAUUUGUCAUCUUUCCAAUCCAGUACCCUGACAUUUGGAAAAUGUAUAAACAGGCACAGGCAUCCUUCUGGACAGCAGAAGAGGUUGAUUUAUCAAAGGAUCUCCCUCACUGGAACAAGCUUAAAUCAGAAGAGAAGUAUUUUAUCUCUCACAUCUUAGCCUUUUUUGCAGCCAGUGACGGAAUUGUGAAUGAAAAUUUGGUGGAGCGCUUUAGUCAGGAGGUGCAGGUUCCAGAGGCUCGCUGUUUCUAUGGCUUUCAAAUUCUCAUCGAAAAUGUUCACUCAGAGAUGUACAGUUUGCUAAUAGACACUUACAUCAGAGAUCCUAAGAAAAGGGAAUUUUUAUUUAAUGCAAUUGAAACAAUGCCAUAUGUUAAGAAAAAAGCAGAUUGGGCCUUGCGAUGGAUAGCAGAUAGAAAAUCUACUUUUGGGGAAAGGGUGGUGGCCUUUGCUGCUGUAGAAGGAAUUUUCUUCUCGGGAUCUUUUGCUGCUAUAUUCUGGCUAAAGAAAAGAGGACUUAUGCCUGGACUUACUUUUUCCAAUGAACUCAUCAGCAGAGAUGAAGGGCUUCACUGUGACUUUGCUUGCCUGAUGUUUCAAUACUUAGUAAAUAAGCCUUCAGAAGAAAGGGUUAGGGAGAUCAUUGUUAAUGCUGUUGAAAUUGAGCAGGAGUUUUUAACAGAAGCCUUGCCAGUUGGCCUCAUCGGAAUGAAUUGUGUUUUGAUGAAACAGUAUAUUGAAUUUGUAGCUGACAGAUUGCUUUCAGAACUUGGAUUCUCAAAGGUUUUUCAAGCAGAAAAUCCCUUUGAUUUUAUGGAAAACAUUUCUUUAGAGGGGAAAACAAAUUUCUUUGAGAAACGAGUUUCAGAGUAUCAGCGUUUUGCAGUUAUGGCGGAAACUACAGAUAAUGUCUUCACCUUAGAUGCAGAUUUUUAA